Molecule: messenger RNA, 606 nt
Organism: Pelagomonas calceolata
Lineage: Eukaryota; Pelagophyceae; Pelagomonadales; Pelagomonadaceae
Source: the annotation of a GenBank genome assembly
AACUCAUCUCCCUCUGCCUCGACCUUGUCGCCGGAGCGACGAGCCGCCGCCAUCGCGGCCGCCGAGGCGGAAUGCUGGGCCGCCCUGGAGUCCGCUGAGGGUGGUGUUGCUUUUUCUCCUGAAACUCACCCGCAACUUUUCCGGGCAAACUUGGCUUUAGUGGACGCAAUUUCGCUCGGCGACGACGACAGGAGAACCAUGGCCGAGUAUAUGAGCAAAACCUUUCUCCGAAGUGGCGUUGAUCGAACAGCUUUUAAGUUGAUCAAGGCCACCAUGCGCUGGCCUCGCAUCCGAAAAUAUUGGCCGCGCAUCCGGCGCCGCAUUUGCUCGGGGUGCGGAAAGCAAUAUGAUCUUUCGGAACCGCGGCUCUUGGUUUGUGGCGAGUGCGGCGAGGGACGAUACUGCGACGAGGCGUGCCAGCGCGCGCACUGGCCAGAGCACCGGGGCCCGUGCUUGAAAACAUUCCUUGAACAAGCCAAGGAGCGCCGGUCGCACUGGGACCCGCAUGGCAAAACGAUUGAAAAACUGCGACAGGAUUUCCUCGAGUUGUAUCCGACUCCCGAUGGCGUGAAUUUAACCUAAGAAGAUAAUGAGUCUCUCUCUUAC